UUGGUCUGACCGUUCAAAACUGUGAAAGUUGUAAAGAAGUGAAAAAGCUUAAAACCCCAAACAUCGCAAAAACCCUCUCUCAGAAUCAUGUAUGCUUCAAAUCUACCGAGUUGGAUCUCAUCAAAACCUUCAAAUUCCAACAAAAAUACACUCUUUUAUCAAUUUAACCAAAACCCAUUUCUCCAAUUCCCUCAAAUAUUACCCUCAAAAGGCCUCUCUCAAUCUCCUUCACCCUUUGCUCCAAUUAGAAGCCGUCUCCGUGAGCUCCGAGAACGAAUUGAAACAGUAAAAAACACUCAAAAAAUCGCUGAAGCAAUGAAGCUGGUAGCAGCUGCAAAGCUCUGGAGAGCUCAAGAAGCUGUCAUCAAUGGUAGGCCUUUUAUUGAGGCUUUAGUUGAGUUCCUUCGCACCAUUAAUGAAAAUUUACAAGGUGAAGAUAUUGAUUGUCCUUUAACUGUUAUUAGGCCUGUAAAGAAAGUAGCUCUAGUUGUUAUAACUGGUAAUAGAGGACUUUGUGGUAGUUUCAACAAUGCAGUUAUUAAAAAGGCUGAGUCCCGAAUUGUGGAAUUGAAAGGUCUUGGAUUGGAUUAUACUGUUAUUAGUGUAGGAAAAAAGGGUAACUCUUAUUUUAGGCGUAAAGAUCAUGUUUUGGUUGAUAGGCUUGUUGAAGGAGGAGGGUUUCCUACGGUAAAAGAAGCUCAUAUAAUUGCUGAUAUCGUUUUCUCAUUAUUUGUUAGUGAAGAGGUUGAUAAGGUUGAACUUGUGUAUUCAAAGUUUGUGUCUUUGUUAAAGUCGGAUCCGGUGAUUCGUACUUUGCUUCCAUUGUCAGUGAAAGGAGAGACUUUUGAUGUGAAUGGGAAUUGUGUUGAUGCUAUAGAGGAUGAGUUGUUUCGGUUGACAACCAAGGAAGGGAAGCUGAUUGUGAAGAGGGAAAGAGUGAGGGCAGAACGAGAGGAACUUUCACCUCUUAUGCUGUUUGAGCAAGAUCCAGUUCAGAUUCUUGAUGCCCUGCUGCCUCUUUAUUUGAAUAGUCAGAUCUUGCGGGCAUUGCAGGAAUCAUUAGCGAGUGAGCUUGCGGCUAGGAUGAAUGCAAUGAGUAAUGCUACUGAUAAUGCAGUUGAAUUGAAGAAGAAUCUUUCCCUUGUCUAUAAUCGAGAACGGCAGGUAAAAAUCACUAGUGAGAUUUUAGAAGUCGCUGCUGGAGCUGAGGCACUUAUAUAGUGUCAUAGUUUCACCAAUUUUUUAUAUUUCUUUCUUGUAUCUUUCUCUUUUCUCCAAUAUCCUUUUGAUGAAGCUGAAAUAUGCUAGCUAUGAAGUGCAUACUUUAAUGAUUAUGAUUGUAAUAUAACAGGUAACUUGAGCUUCUUAUUUCGAGAACUGAAUAAAGAGAAGUUGCUUUGUUCAGUAAUUCUAUUAUUGAUAUAUUGUUGCAAUUUUCUGCAUCUUAAUAACCUCUCUAGUCUCAGUGCCGUACUAUUAAUGACAUUAUAUGGAAUAUUUAUCUUGAUGUUCUUGUCAAAAGAACUGAACUAUUCAAAAUCUUUUCAU
Durio zibethinus is the source of this 1548-nucleotide messenger RNA. RefSeq names its product ATP synthase gamma chain 1, chloroplastic-like. Gene Ontology annotation, molecular function: proton-transporting ATP synthase activity, rotational mechanism. Gene Ontology annotation, biological process: proton motive force-driven ATP synthesis. Gene Ontology annotation, cellular component: chloroplast thylakoid membrane. The record is from RefSeq and is a predicted model, not a curated record. Lineage: Eukaryota; Viridiplantae; Streptophyta; Magnoliopsida; Malvales; Malvaceae.